Messenger RNA from Zingiber officinale, 1560 nucleotides. RefSeq lists its product as uncharacterized. The transcript is spliced from 4 exons. The record is from RefSeq and is a predicted model, not a curated record. Bases 1 to 1560 code for a protein of 519 amino acids. NCBI's taxonomy places the organism in Eukaryota, Viridiplantae, Streptophyta, Magnoliopsida, Zingiberales, Zingiberaceae.
AUGUAUGAUGUAAAAAAGACGUUGAGUUGCUUGGCGUUGACUUAUGAAAAGAUUCAUGCAUGUUGCAAUGAUUGCAUUCUUUAUAGGAAGAAAUAUAAAAACUGCACAAGCUGCCCUAAAUGUGGCUUGUCACGGUGGAAGCUAACCAAAAACAAGGUUGAGAAGAAAGGUGUUCCCGCUAAGGUGGUUUGGUAUUUCCCUCCCAUACCAAGAUUUAAGCGCAUAUUUAAAUCUUUAGAGACCUCAAGAAAUUUUGCAUGGCAUGCAGAUUCUACAAGAGUUGUUGGUCAAUUACGUCAUCCAGUUGAUUCACCAUCGUGGAAGUUAGUGGAUCAUAUGUGGCCCAGCUUUGAAAGUGAGCCAAGAAAUCUUCGCCUAGCGCUUGCAACUGAUGGCAUUAAUCCUCAUAGCAACCUUAGUAGUCGGUAUAGCUGUUGGCCAAUCAUGUUGGUCAACUAUAAUUUACCUCCAAAUAUGUGCAUGAAGAGGAAAUACAUCAUGCUAACUAUGCUCAUUUCAGGGCCUAAACAACCUGGAAACGAUAUUGAUGUCUAUCUGGAGGUGUUAGUUGAAUAUUUGCAACGAUUAUGGGAAGGAGUUGAUGGAGUCUAUGAUGCUUAUCGAAGGCAGUUCUUCACUCUUCAAGCAGUCUUAUUAUGGACCAUUAAUGAUUUUCCUGCCUAUGGUAACCUUAGUGGAUGUACUACACAUGGUUAUUAUGCAUGUCUAGUAUGUGGAGAAGAUACCUAUGCAAGGCACUUGGAAAAUGGGAAGAAAAUGUCAUUUGCGGGCCAUAAACGAUUCCUAUCACGGUUUCAUCCCUAUCGUAGGCAAAUGAAGGAGUUUAAUGGCAUGGAGGAACUUGGAGAAGCAGCUAGACCAUUAUCUGGGAUUAAGUUGUUUGACAAACUUUCUGACAUAAGACAUUAUCUUGAUGUUAUGCACAUCGAGAAAAAUGUAUUUGAAUCCCUCAUUAAUACUUUGAUGAAUGUUAAAGGAAAAACCAAGGAUAAUGUGGCAGCUAGGUUGGAUAUGGUUGAGAUGGGAAUUAGGCCUGAAUUAACACCUAUAGUUGGGGAGAAGAGAACAUAUCUUCCAUGCAUAAAGGUGCUUAAGAGUUAUGUAGGCAGUCGAAAACAUCCUGAAGGUUGCAUUGUUCAAAGAUAUUUAGCAGAAAAAGCAAUUGAGUUUUGUUCAGAAUACCUCAAUGACGUUGAUCCUGUUGGAGUUCCUAAAUCAAUUCGAGAUCCGAAAGCAAAUGGUUUUGGCUUGCAAGCAUGCAAUACACCAACUAUAGUGCAACAAGUUGAUCUGCAACAAGCACAUUUGACUGUGCUAGAAAAUAUGGAAGAAGUAUCUCUCUAUAUAAUACAAUACUCGAUGGGCCGUAAAAAACAAGUAGUAGCAGUUGAGGAGAUACAUGGAGUAGUCGAUGUUGAGCUACAUGGUGUAGCCGAUGCAGAGCUACAUGAAUUUACUGAUAGAGAAGAACGUUCUGUCGAUGUGCAGAAGAACAAACGAGGUCCUACAUCAAUGUGUAAACUCACUGUAGCUGCAUGA